Molecule: messenger RNA, 1513 nt
Organism: Dimorphilus gyrociliatus
Lineage: Eukaryota; Metazoa; Annelida; Polychaeta; Dinophilidae
Source: the annotation of a GenBank genome assembly
UAUGUUUCUCUAUUACUCCUGCAGGGAUAUUAAACUGCCAGAAUACGGAAUGAAAACGACCGUUUUAGUUAUAUGUAUGCAUUUUAUUACUGCUACUGCAUUAUUAAAGAAUUAUAGAAAAUUUGAAGAAACUAGCAACGAACUUAAAAAAUUAUCUAAUUUAUAUUCUGAUAUUAGUCAUUUAUACAGCAUUGGAAAUUCAGUAGAAGGUGGUAGGGAACUAUACGUUAUAGCUCUAGGUAAAUAUGCUAAAAAACACCAAUAUCUUAUUCCGGAUGUUAAAUAUAUUGGUAACAUUCAUGGAAAUGAGAUUGUUAGUAAAGAAAUUUUAUUGGAAUUAGCUAACUUCUUGUUAUCAUCUUACUCAACAAACACUACAAUAGGUUUAUUAUUAAAUAAAACAAGAAUACAUAUAAUGCCAACAAUGAACCCCGAUGGCAUGGAAAAGUCAAUAUCUAAUAUGGAAUUACACAGUUGCACUGGAGUUGGAGGCAGAUAUAAUAGUAACAAAGAGGAUCUUAAUCGUAACUUCCCUGAUAAGAUUGUACCUAAAUCUCAAAGUAAUUUACAGCCCGAAACUAGGAAUGUGAUUCUGUCAAUAAUGAAAUGGCUUGAAACUGAAAAAUUUGUUUUAUCGGCAAAUUUUCACGGUGGUGCUCUAGUUGUCUCCUAUCCUUAUGAUAGUUACCCUAAUGCCAUAGAUAAUGGCCCAUCUAAAGAAUAUCUUACACCGGAUAACGAUAUUUUCACUCAUCUUUCAAGAGUCUAUGCAAAUUCUCUACCGGUGUCAAAGGCAGAUUUUAAAUGUAAUAGUUUCGAGAAUUUUGAUGAAGGAAUAACAAAUGGUGCGGCUUGGUAUCCAAUAGUCGGCGGUAUGCAAGAUUACAACUACAUAGUCCAUAAAACAUUUGAAUUAACAAUAGAAAUGUCAUGCUGUAAAUUUCCAAACGCUUCCGAUUUACCAUCUCUUUGGCAGCGUCACAAAAACUCUUUAAUUAUCUUCCUACAAAAAUCACAUAUAGGCAUUAAGGGAACCGUUUUUGAAGAAAAUACAAAGCUGCCAAUAGAUGGAGCCAAGAUUUUCGUAAAUUACAGAUCGACAUAUGUAGAAACAAGCAAAUUAGGUGAAUAUUGGCGCCUCCUACUGCCUGGGACAUAUAUUAUUAAGGUUUGUAUUAAGGAUUAAUGUAACUAGAAUCGUCGUAUAACAAUAACAAUAAUAACAAUAUAACUCACCGAUGUUAGGAUUUAUCGUUCCACUAGAAAUACAGUUUGUUAUUAAUUGAUGCGCAGCACGUUUAAAUAUAACGUUAUUAAUAGAAUUUUCUAGUAUAGAGUGGAAUAUUUUUUAGAGCGGAGAAGCCUUUGCUAGAAUUUUUAUGUAGAAUAGAGUAUACGCAAAGAUUCUACAAAGAGAAUAAAGGAGAAACAUGGAGUUUAUAUUUGCGAAAUUGAGAAAGCUCUUUCCUAUAACUACAUAAAAAUAGCAGGACUCAAAGUUUCAAAAUUUAUU